Messenger RNA from Sebastes umbrosus (honeycomb rockfish), 3378 nucleotides. RefSeq names its product ETS variant transcription factor 1 (gene etv1). Gene Ontology annotation, biological process: cell differentiation; regulation of transcription by RNA polymerase II. The record is from RefSeq and is a predicted model, not a curated record. Bases 471 to 1910 code for a protein of 479 amino acids. Gene Ontology annotation, molecular function: DNA-binding transcription factor activity, RNA polymerase II-specific; sequence-specific DNA binding. Lineage: Eukaryota; Metazoa; Chordata; Actinopteri; Perciformes; Sebastidae. The transcript is spliced from 14 exons. Gene Ontology annotation, cellular component: nucleus.
AGGUCAGUGCCUCCUGCAGGUCCCAACAAAGUCUCCCUUACAGGAGAGAGAGAAGAGCUGGCUGCUCCAAGCAAGUCCCUCAGGAGACUCUUCAAAACACAGUUACCAUGGACACCAAGUUGACCAGGAGAGGACCGUGCGUGAUUGACUGCCAGCAAUCUGAUCCGGUGAAAGACAUUGACAACCAAUAGGAAGCGGGAGUGCGGCUUGUUUCCAUGGGAGGCCCCCGGGAGGCGAUGCCAAAGCACCGCUAGAAAGCACCACAGUGAGCGGUGGAGAGGGGAAAGAAGCGCAGGCAGACAGGCAGCAGCAGAGCAGCCGGGAGACGGUGGAGAUCCUGCAGCCGCUCCGUGGCUCUCUGACGCGCGGAGGAAAAGCGAGGAGGUCGCUGGGUAAGUGCAUGUUUAGUUUUUUGAGAAACUCAGGAGACUCUGCAGAUCUCUCUUCAAUUUAAGCCACAGUGGUGCAGAAUGGAUAGAUUUCACGACCAGCAAGUGCCUUACUGUAACUCCAAAAAGCCACAAGAAAAGACAACGAGCUGCGAGAGGCCAGCAAAUGACAGAAAGAGAAAAUUCAUUAAGUCCGACCUGGCUCUGGACACUGAAGAGCUCUUCCAGGACCUCAGUCGGCUGCAGGAGACUUGGCUGGCGGAAGCUCAAGUUCCCGACAAUGACGAGCAGUUCGUUCCAGACUUCCAGACUGAAAACUUGGCUUUCCACGGACUGCAGCUGAAGAUCAAGAGGGAGCUGCACAGCCCGUGUUCAGAGCUGAGCUCCAACUGUAGUCAGGAUCGGCCCUUCAAGCUCCAGUAUGGAGAGAAGUGCCCGUACAACGUCAGUGCCUAUGAGCAGAAGCAGCCUGCAGGAAUGAAGCCCUCCAGCCCAGUGACGCCCCCCUGUAGCACCCCCGUGUCCCCCCUCCAUCAUGCCUCACCCACGGCGGCCCCGACGCCCAAACCAGACAGGACCUACGCCCACAUACCGGCCUCGCAGCCGCUCCCUGACAACGCCUACUCUAUGGACCACAGAUUUCGACGUCAGCUCUCAGAGCCGUGCCACUCGUUCCCCUCCCCGCCGACGAUGGCUCGGGACGGCCGGCCCAUCUACCACAGGCAGAUGUCAGAGCCCAACAUCCCCUUUCCUCCUCAAGGCUUCAAGCAGGAGUAUCCCGACCCCCUGUUCGAACACCCGGCCAUGAUAGGGGCGCCGCUGCCCCACACGUACCCCGCCACCAUGAUGAUCAAACAGGAGCCCAGGGACUUCACCUACGACUCAGCAGAAGUGCCUAGCUGCCAUUCUGUCUACUUACGGCAAGACGGCUAUCUGGCUCACGCUAACAGGACUGAAGGUUGUAUGUUUGACAAAGUGGCGAGGCAUUUCUACGAUGAUACCUGCGUGGUGCCUGAAAAGGUUGAAGGUGACAUCAAGCAGGAGUCAGGCCUCUACCGCGAGGGCCCGUCGUACCAGCGCAGAGGCUCACUGCAGCUCUGGCAGUUCCUGGUGGCUCUGCUGGACGACCCAUCCAACUCCCACUUCAUCGCCUGGACCGGCCGCGGCAUGGAGUUCAAACUCAUCGAGCCAGAGGAGGUGGCGCGUCGGUGGGGGAUACAGAAGAAUCGACCGGCGAUGAAUUACGACAAGCUCAGCCGAUCGUUGCGCUACUACUACGAGAAGGGAAUCAUGCAAAAGGUGGCCGGCGAGAGAUACGUCUACAAGUUUGUGUGCGACCCCGAGGCCUUGUUCUCCAUGGCGUUUCCCGACAAUCAGCGGCCGGUGCUGAAGACGGACAUGGAGCGGCAGAUCAACGAGGAGGACACGGUGCCGCUGUCGCACUUUGACGAAAACAUGGCCUACGUACAGGAGGGGCCCUACUGCCCGCCGCACCCCUACAGCGAGGGCUAUGUUUAUUAACGCCAGCCCAACUCACCUCCAUCUCUACCCUCCCCCCGCCUCCUCCGUCCAUACACCUGAGACUGUCGUGUCCUCUCAUUCACAGUCGCUCCGGGAAUAAGACUGAGCACACACAUGCAGCGGAGCUUCCCUUCUCUCUCUCACAUAAACACACACAUCCUCUUUUGUUUUUUCUGACGUUCAAGCCGCACAGCAGCAUGGAGAGUGCACUUUAUGGACAGGAAGCGCGGUGUGAACCUGCCAGGAGCGAGCUACUGUUUGUGGUUGGCUUUUUACCGUUGUUUAUGUUUUGUACAUUAAUGUGGGAAUCAUUUUUAUUGUUAUGAUUUUGAGCAUGUGGCGCGCUGGUGAGACAGGACUCAACGACCAAACUCACGGUCACCCACGGACUGAAUCUUCCUGUGAAAGAAACUCGCCCGCACAAACGUGCAGCGAAACCGAAGGACGGUCACUUCUGUUCCACUUUAGUUUGUCCUCAAACAGCCAUCCUGUACUGUCAUGCUCAUUUAACUGGCAACGUAUUGUAACGAUGCUUUUAUGGUGAAGUGACAUGAUUAUAGACUUGAAGAAGUGAUGUGAUAAUAAAAAGAGACAUUUAGCCGCCAUCAGUGAGAACCGCCUCGCUGCCAGUUUGAUCACAACACCUCUCGUCCGUCAGCGACCUCUGCCCCCCCUCGUCCAAUCAAACUGUAGAUCUCAUCAUGUCGGUGUUUUUGCUGUAAAGACAUGGAUCAUUCUCUCAACAGCCUCGUGGGUUGAAGUAAAGACACCAGGAUGAAAAUACAGCUUGUGUUUAGGAUAAUCAAUAAAGCUACCGGCCGCUGUAAAAUAACUCAUUCACUGUAAACAGCAGUUUUCCUUUGUAUUCUGAAAAACACAGCAAAGCAGCAGUCAUUCGUUUGUGUUCAGUUUUUCAAUUAAUAACAGGUGAAAGUGUAUGUACAGUUAAAGUGGACACAUUCAGGAUAUUAUUUGCAUCCCCAAAAUAAAAAAAAAAGACAGAUUUGAUUGGCUUAAACAAUAAAAAGCUAAUGAAUAUCAAACAUGAAGUCAAAUACGGUUUUGUUCCAGGUGAACACAAGGUGUACAUUUUGCUUUGCAUUCAUUGAUAGGGUUGCUUUUUUUUUUUUGGUUAAAAAAAAAAAUAUUUAGAGUUUUAUAAUGUGAUGAAAAACAUUCAUGUUAUAAUAAUAAAAAAUAAUGUUCCAUUGUAUAAUCAGGUAAAUGCACAUUUUGUUGCUGCUUCAAAUUGUAAGUGUAUUUUCUAGUCUCAAGAAAAAAGAAGUGCGGCAGUUACGACCUGCUAUUCUGGAUUUUUUUUUUUUUAUUAUUUUUUUUUUUUAUUUUGUUUUUGUUCAAUUUGAGCAUUAAAAAAAAAGAAUCUGGUCUGAGUUUUGUUUCUCGGUGUUCACGUGUGUGGGAUGGGAUCUGCAAUAGCAAAAGUUCUGUAAUAAAAUAGUUCUGGAAA